Molecule: messenger RNA, 477 nt
Organism: Pipistrellus nathusii (Nathusius's pipistrelle)
Lineage: Eukaryota; Metazoa; Chordata; Mammalia; Chiroptera; Vespertilionidae
Source: the annotation of a GenBank genome assembly
AUGGAUCAGCCGACCCUGAACCUGAAGAUGAUCAUCCUGAUCCACUGGGUGCUGACCAUCUGGGGCUGCCUCGUGUUCGGGGGCCCCUAUGCCUGGGCCAACUUCACCGUCCUGGCCUUGGGCGUGUGGGCCGUCGCUCAGAAGGACUCCCUGGAUGCCAUAAGCAUGUUUCUGGGCAGCUUGAUCAUCACCAUCCUCCUGGACAUCAUCCACAUCAGCAUCUUCUACCCUCGGGUCGGCCUCUUGGACUCGGGCCGCUUCGGCGCCGCCAUGGCCAUCCUCAGCCUGCUCCUCAAGCCCUUCUCCUGCUUCCUGAUCUACCAGAUAUACAUACAGCGCGGGGGCGGGGGCAUCAUCUACCCCAGUCCCGGAUUCCAAAAUCAGAGCACUGCCUACCAGACGAUUGACUCGACAGAGGCCCCCACAGACUUUUAUGCUGGCGUGGAGGGCAAGGGUCACACCUCCCAAGGCUACUGA